AUGCGCCACUCCUCAGACGGGCUCUUGGCGUCCACUUAUAAGGACGACCAACCUGUCCCGCCGAUUCUGCGCCUCCCGGACGAGUUCUUGGCGUCCACUCAUGAGGACGACCAACCUGUCCCGCCGAUUCUGCGCCUACCGGACGAGCUUCUGGACAAGAUCGCUUUUCCCCUCCUCGCGACUCCCUCCUACGCCGAGGACCUUAUCUCCUUGACGCGAGUCUGUCGUCGACUGUCCGCAGCGGCGGUGCGCAUCCUCUUCUGGGAUCCGACUCUGCCCUUGUACCGUGGCAAACUCGAGGAGGAGGCCGACGAGCGGAACUGGGAGCGAUUCGAGGCUCUCGUUCGGCGUCUCAAGGAGGAGCCGUCGCUUGGAGCUCACGCCCGCACCUUCCACCACCUAGGCCACGUCACCUACUUCAAGACGAUGUCCCAGAUGAAGUGGCUGCGUGAAUGGGACAAACCCGUCAUCGCGCUCCUCGAAGCAUGCCCCAACAUCACCGAAAUUCAGAUCGCAGCUUUUUUCGGGCGUGCCCAGGUCGGCGACAGAUUCGGAUGGCUCGACCGCCUGCACGACUGCCGGCGUUUGGAGGACAUCAAGCUGCGGCAGGUGCAGGAAGGUACCGAGAUAUGGCUCAUGGCCUUCCUGUGCACGGUGAAAUUGCCGCCGACCGCGCGCCUCACGCUGCUGCAUUUCGACAUACCCUUUGCCGAGGUCUCCAGCUGGCGCACGAUGGCCAACCUCUCCACGAAGCACCUCACGUUCGAACAUUGCAACAUCACCGGUACCAAGGGCUGGUCUACCCUCCGUCUCGCCGCGCCCAACCUCGAACACCUCCGCCUCCAUCUCGGCACAUUGCCCGACUCUCUCCCGCCUGGCCUCCUUCCUCCCACGCUGCGCACCCUCGACUUCGACGUCAGUUAUGUUGUCAAGAGAAAAGCCGGCGACACGAGGGCGAUGACAUCCUGGCUCGAACACUCCUCGCCCUUGCUCCUUUCCCUCCCCUCCCUGCCUAACCUCGUGAGACUGCAUCUCGCCUGUGCAUGUCUCACGACGGAUGCCGUCUUUGCCCUCCCCAACAUUGCGCCGAGAAUGGAGGAACUCCUCCUACCCGGGACCGUGUACCAAGACGACGAACUCAUGUGCGACGAGGCCGACGAGGUCUUCCUUGACCUCGUCUCGUCCUUCCCCCGCCUCGCUCGUAUCGAUCUCGGCAUGGUGCUGUUCCGCAGGGACGAUCGAGACGAGCUUGCUCUGACCAAAGAGUACUGCAUGCUCAACCGCAUCGAGUUGGCGUACGAACGGGACGAUCUCGAGGAAUUAUAG
Messenger RNA from Rhodotorula toruloides NP11, 1326 nucleotides. RefSeq lists its product as uncharacterized. Lineage: Eukaryota; Fungi; Basidiomycota; Microbotryomycetes; Sporidiobolales; Sporidiobolaceae. The transcript is spliced from 2 exons. The coding region runs from base 1 to 1326 and encodes 441 amino acids. The record is from RefSeq and is a predicted model, not a curated record.